Messenger RNA from Erinaceus europaeus (western European hedgehog), 3486 nucleotides. RefSeq names its product fibroblast growth factor receptor 3 (gene FGFR3). The coding region runs from base 173 to 2542 and encodes 789 amino acids. The transcript has 17 exons. The record is from RefSeq and is a predicted model, not a curated record. Gene Ontology annotation, biological process: protein phosphorylation; multicellular organism development; positive regulation of MAPK cascade. Gene Ontology annotation, cellular component: signaling receptor complex; membrane. Gene Ontology annotation, molecular function: ATP binding; fibroblast growth factor receptor activity; fibroblast growth factor binding. NCBI's taxonomy places the organism in Eukaryota, Metazoa, Chordata, Mammalia, Eulipotyphla, Erinaceidae.
UCGGCGGGCGCGGGCGCGGGCGGCGGGUGCUGCGGUCGGGGCGCACCGACGGCGGGCGCUUCCCGCGCGGGGCACUGGGCGCCGCGGGCCGGAGGAGCAGGAGGCGGCCGAGCCCGCACCGACGCCCCGACGCCCCGCCGGCCAUGGGGGGCUGCGCAGCCUGAGCUCCGGCAUGGGCGCCCCCUCCCGCGCGCUCGCGCUCUGCCUGGCGCUGGGGCUCGUGCUGGCCCGGCGCGGGGCGGCAGAAGUUCCGGGCCCCGAGCCGGACCCGCCAGUGCAGCUGGCCUUUGCCAGUGGGGACACAGUGGAGCUGAGCUGCGGGGUGCCGGCGGGGAUGCCCACGGUGUGGGUGAAGGACGGGGCAGACGUGGCGCCCUCCGCUCGGAUGCUGGUGGGCCCCCAGCGGCUGCAGGUGCUCAACACCUCCCGGGAGGACUCGGGCACCUACAGCUGCCGCCAGCGGGCCAGCCAGCGCAUCCUGUGCCGCUUCCGUGUGCGCGUGACAGACGCUCCAAACUCAGGGGAUGAUGAGGAUGGUGAGGAGACUGAGGACACAGGGGCUCCAUACUGGACGCGGCCAGAGCGCAUGGACAAGAAGCUGCUGGCCGUGCCGGCUGCAAACACAGUCCGCUUCCGCUGUCCAGCCGCUGGCAACCCCAUGCCGACCAUCUCCUGGCUGAAGAACGGCAAGGAGUUCCGGGGCGAGCACCGCAUUGGGGGCAUCAAGCUGCGGCACCAGCAGUGGAGCCUGGUCAUGGAGAGUGUGGUGCCUUCCGACCGCGGCAAUUACACCUGUGUGGUGGAGAACAAGUUCGGCAGCAUCCGGCAGACCUACACGCUGGACGUGCUGGAGCGCUCUCCGCACCGGCCCAUCCUGCAGGCGGGGCUUCCGGCCAACCAGACGGCGGUGCUGGGCAGCGACGUGGAAUUCCACUGCAAGGUGUACAGCGACGCCCAGCCCCACAUCCAGUGGCUGAAGCACGUGGAGGUCAACGGCAGCAAGGUGGGGCCGGACGGCACGCCCUACGUCACCGUGCUCAAGUCGUGGAUCAGUAAGAGUGUGGAGGCCGACGCGCGGCUGCGUCUGGCCAAUGUGUCGGAGCGCGACGGGGGCGAGUACCUCUGUCGAGCCACCAAUUUCAUAGGCGCGGCCGAGAAGGCCUUUUGGCUGCGCGUCCUCGGGCCCCCAGCAGCCGGAGAGGAGCCGACGGAGGCGGGCGAGGCCGGCAGUGUGUACGCGGGCGUGCUCAGCUACGGCGUGGGCUUCCUGCUCUUCAUUCUGCUGGUGGCUACCGUCACCCUCUGUCGCCUGCGCAGCCCCCCCAAAAAGGGCCUGGGCUCCCCCACUGUCCACAAGGUCUCUCGCUUCCCGCUUAAGCGACAGCAGGUGUCCUUGGACUCCAGCUCGUCCGUGAGCUCCAACACGCCCCUGGUGCGCGUGGCCCGGCUGUCCUCAGGGGACGGCCCCGCCUUGGCCAACGUGUCUGAGCUGGAGCUGCCUGCUGACCCCAAGUGGGAGCUGUCCAGGACUCGGCUGACCCUGGGCAAGCCCCUGGGGGAGGGCUGCUUUGGCCAGGUGGUCAUGGCAGAGGCCAUAGGCAUCCACAAGGACCAGGCUGCCAAGCCCGUGACCGUGGCGGUGAAGAUGCUGAAAGAUGACGCUACGGACAAGGACCUGUCGGACCUGGUGUCGGAGAUGGAGAUGAUGAAAAUGAUUGGGAAGCACAAAAACAUCAUCAACCUGCUGGGGGCCUGCACGCAGGGCGGGCCCCUGUACGUGCUGGUGGAGUUCGCAGCCAAGGGGAACCUGCGCGAGUUCCUGCGGGCACGGCGGCCGCCGGGCACCGACUACCCCUUCCUGGCCUGCAAGCCGCCGGAGGAGCAGCUGUCACUCAAGGACCUGGUGUCCUGCGCCUACCAGGUGGCCCGCGGCAUGGAGUACCUGGCCUCCCAGAAGUGCAUCCACAGGGACCUGGCGGCCCGCAACGUGCUGGUGACGGAGGACAACGUCAUGAAGAUCGCAGACUUCGGGCUGGCUCGUGACGUGCACAAUCUGGACUACUACAAGAAGACCACCAACGGCCGGCUACCGGUCAAGUGGAUGGCCCCCGAAGCCCUGUUUGACCGUGUCUACACCCACCAGAGUGACGUCUGGUCCUUUGGGGUGCUGCUGUGGGAGAUCUUCACUCUGGGGGGCUCGCCCUACCCCGGCAUCCCCGUGGAGGAGCUGUUCAAGCUGCUCAGGGAGGGGCACCGCAUGGACAGGCCGGCCAACUGCACGCACGACCUGUACAUGAUCAUGCGGGAGUGCUGGCACGCAGUGCCCUCGCAGAGACCCACCUUCAAGCAGCUGGUGGAGGACCUGGACCGGGUGCUGACCGAGACCUCCACUGACGAGUACCUGGACCUGUCGGUGCCCUUCGAGCUGUACUCCCCGGGGGGCCAAGACACCCCCAGCUCCAGCUCCUCAGGGGAGGACUCCGUGUUUGCCCACGACCUGCUACCCCCCACGGCACCCGGCGCCGGGGGCCCCAAGACGUGAACGGCCCGCCAAUGUGAGAGGCCGGGCGGCCCACGCUGCCCGGGACCCGCAGCCCAGGGUCCCGCCCUGCUGUGCAAGCCCCCCACGUGGGGGCGCUGAAUGUAGAAUGUAAGCCCCCCGGCCCCCCAGGCCCUCGACCCCCACCCGCCGCCCCAGCCCGGGCCAGGCUGAGCCUGCAGGGGUCCCGCCCUGGGCUGAGCGUGCACGGCCCCCAGGCCCCCCGCCCCGGCCCCUUGCAAUUACGGGUACCCCAGGCAGGAGCCUUUGACCCAGAAGGGGAGGGUCUGAGUGUCCAGAGGCCAGGCGGCCCACACAUGGAUCUGAGUAACUCCUGGGGGCAGGGGGCAGCCGGGCCGGGGGUGCCGCCCCGCAGCCAGUUUUGUUCUAGAAAUUGUACUGGACCUGAGUGCUGGUGGGGCGUCCAUUGCCCUGGUCCCCCCCGCUGUCCCCCAGCGAGCCUGGCCCGAGUCUGAGUCUUAACUUAUUAGAAGCUGAGGAGCUGGAGGUGGGGCUGGCCUGCACCCCAGGGUGGAUGGGUGAGGCGGCCUUGGUACCCUCGGCCUUGGGGAGGGGUCCUCGCCUCCUCAGCGGGGAGCCGGGGCACCCCCACCUUUGCGGUGAGGAGGGGUCCCAGCGUGCAGCUAGCCGGCCUUAGCGAUGUUACUGGUUUCUAUAUAUCUAUAUAUCUAUAAUUUAUUGAGUUUUUACAAGAUGUAUUUGUGUAGAUUUAACACUUCGUGCUUCUUCACUUUUCUAGCUGGGACUAUUCCCCAGGGAGCUGGGGACCCAGCCCGGCCUCUGGCUCUGGCCCCUGUCCUUCCAGCCGGGUGGCACAGUAGGACCCCAGCUGGUGGGUGGGGGAGCCCCAGCCUUGUGGUGGCCAGAGGUACUGGCCUGAGCCAGCAGACAUGCUUUCCAAGAAAUAAAGAGAUGACUGGUUCAGA